AUGCGGACGCCGACGGAGAUGAUCGUGGGGCUGGUGCUGUGCCCCUGCGGGCUCCUGCUGACACUCACGGGCACGCUGGCACCCAGCUGGAGGCAGGUGAGCCUCAUACCUGACCAGCCCAUGGACGUCGUCUGGGAGCAGGGCAUCUGGGACAUAUGCAGGGAGCGGCAGAGCACCCAUGACCGCCUGUGCGGGCAGGCUGACGAGCUGGGCUACUUUGAGCAGGUGCCCGUGCGGGUGGCCCAAGGGCUGAUGCCCUCCUCGCUGGUGGUCACCCUGCUGGGCUUGGUGGUGGCUGCCCUGGGCGUUCGCUGCUGGCAGCCGGAGCCCCGGCACCCAGUGGCCGGUGUGGCAGGGCUGGUGCUGCUCCUUUCUGGGCUGAUGAGCCUCGUGCCCAGCUCCUGGUACACGCAGGAGCUGUGGGCGCUGCCUGCACCGUCUGGCAGCACUCUGACCGUCGGCUACAGCUUGGUACUGAGCUAUUUGGGAAGCUGUCUGGAGAUCCUGGGCGGGCUGGCCCUCGCCCUCAGCUUCCAUCACUGCAGCAAGGAGUGCAGGGCUCCUAAAUUGCCCCCCACCCCUGUGACAGAGGCUGGGUCGGGCUCCAGUAGAGCUUACAACAAUCCCUGGGAUGUGCUGGAGGAUGAGCAAGAUGGACAGCACUGGGGAAGAAGCCCACCUUGUGACUCUGACUUGUAG
Lonchura striata (white-rumped munia) is the source of this 699-nucleotide messenger RNA. It is a transcript of the gene CLDN23, whose product is annotated as claudin 23. NCBI's taxonomy places the organism in Eukaryota, Metazoa, Chordata, Aves, Passeriformes, Estrildidae. Gene Ontology annotation, cellular component: bicellular tight junction; membrane. The record is from RefSeq and is a predicted model, not a curated record. Gene Ontology annotation, molecular function: structural molecule activity.